AUUAUAUGACAAAGAUUGUGUGAUUACGGGUGUUUUAUUAUGAAGUUAUCAAUAUUUUUACUAAUAUUUUUUUCUAAAAGUGUAUAUUGUUUUAAUUUGGAUGUGGACUUUCCAAUUAUUUUUCAAGAGCCUGUCCCAACUAAAGAGAAAACUUAUUUUGGUUAUACAGUUGCUAUAUAUCCUGGAAAGCCCUAUGGUAAUGAAUGGAUUCGGAUAGGAGCACCAAAAGGAAAUGAUUCGCGGUAUAAAACUAUUGAGAAUCCAGGGGCAGUGCAUAGCUGUCAAAUAUUAAGCGGAUGUUCACUAAUUGUGUUUCCUCAUUCGGUUCAUAAGCCAAUUGAAAAUUGGAAAGGGGGAUUUAUUGGAGGAUCGAUGGAUGUCUCCUAUAAGUUCCAAAAAAAUGUGGUAUGUGGUUUCCGUCAGUACUAUAAUAAAGAUGGAGAUUAUCGAACAAUGGGUUCAUGUUAUUGGUCGUAUUUGAACUCAAGCGCAUUCGAAAAAAUCGAGGAACUUCUAGAUCAAGAUAAAGCAAUAGGUAAUAACUUCUAUUUAUAUGGUCAAGGAGAAGCAGGGUUUUCGGUACAUUUUCCUGAGAGAGAGAAUGAGUUAAUAUUAGGGGCGCCAGGUAUCUACAAUUGGGCUGGUACACCAUUUAGAGUUACUGAUUAUACCUACAACAUUCCAGAUUCCAGUCGACGUAAAAGAAUAAUAAAAAAGCGUGGUGGACAAAAUACUGAAAUUUUUAAAACGAUAGAAAUUCCAUUUGCUGGUCAAAAUAUGGCUUUUGGUUUAUUUGGAUAUAGCGUAACUUCGGGUUACUAUUAUGGUAGGGGAAAACUUUAUUACGCAUCUAGCAGUCCAAGAGGAAAUGAUUACAGAGGAAAAGUUGUUGUAUUCCAAUUCAAGGAAGAUAACAAAAUAAUUAAUACUAAAGAAUCCAAAGUUGGGCAACAAUUUGGAGAAUACUUUGGAGCGUGCCUUGCUAGUGGAGAUUUGAAUAACGACAAUUUUGAUGAUCUUAUGGUAGGGGCACCUUAUUAUAAAGGCAGUUCAUACAACGAAGGUAGAGUUUACGUUUUCCUGGGAGCACAAAAGAAUCUGCGGCAACCAAUAAUUUUAAAUGGAGAAUAUGUCAAUGGUCAAUUUGGUACAGCUAUUAUGUUUCUAGGAGACUUAAACAUGGAUGGAUAUGGAGAGGUAGCUAUUGGUUCCCCUUAUGAAGAUGGAGCCACUGGAAAUGUUUAUAUUUAUAAAGGAUCUGUCGAUGGUCUAGAAACUAAACUCUACCAAAAAAUUAGAGGCAGAGAUAUUUACAAGGAUCUUUUAGGUUUCGGUAUCACAAUUUCUAGGGCUGUGGACAUGGAUGGAAAUAAAUUUAGAGAUUUCGCAAUCGGAUCACAUGUGUCAGGACAUGCUGUUUUAAUACGAAGUAAACCAAUUAUAGCUAUUAAAUAUACUUUUACCACCACUCCAAACAUGUUGCAUGAAUCUACCAGAAUUUUCUACAUGAGCAUUUGUUUUUCAUAUUCGCUGUACGAAGGAGAUUUUGUAGGUAUCAACUACACAAUUACUGUCGAUGAAAGAUUAGGAAGAGCAUCGAUUGGACCCGAUAAAACUAUAUCUGAUAAUCUUAUUAUAGAAAGUAUAAACAGCGAAGAAUGUAAAAAUAUCUCUACAACAAUUGCGAACUCUACAACUUUAGAUAUCAAAACGCCAAUACAAGUAUUCAUAAGAUAUGUUUUGGACUCUCCUCCAAUAAAAAAAACUGUUGUGCUUGCACCUUCAACGGAAGAGGAUGGUUUUUGUGUAACAUGUCCCAUAUUAGAUGAAUCAAAAUCUAACUCAACAUCUUUCGAAACAGAAAUACCUUUCAUACUAGACUGUGGCUCAGAUAACGAAUGUAUUUCAGAGCUUAAAGUUCAUAUUGAAUUUCCCGAAUUAAGAAACAACACGCUAGUCAUAGGCUCAAAGCAAUAUUUGAAAAUGAAAACGAUUGUUGAAAAUUUAGGAGAAAAUGCAUAUUCUACAAAAUUGGGCAUUGUUUUGCCGAACUUCUUAUAUUUUAGAGAAACUCCUCCAAGAUGUAUAUCAGUGAAUGCAUCUGCAAUUCGUUGCGACGUUGCGAAUCCAUUAAGAAAGAAUACAGGUAAAUCUGUUGAUUUUGUUUUGGAUAUUACAAAUCUGGAUCAGGAGUUAUAUUUAGAUCGUAUAAGUGUUCAUUUUGAAGUUUUAACUACAAGUAUCAACAAGAAUAAUAACUCGAUGAAGUACUUUCUGGCGUUGACCUCAGAAGCAGACGUAACUAUAUACGGGAAAAUUGAACAAGAAACAAAUUACUAUGGUAGUAGUUCACUUAUGGCAUCCCUAUUGACUCACACAUAUAAGAUUGAAAAGUUUGGAGUUAGUCCCUUAAACAGCAUCAAAGUUAAAGUUCAAGUUCCAUAUAAGUAUCAAACAAAAGAGAAGAAAAUUCAAUUCCUCACUAUUUCUCCAAUACAAGCCUUUUUUGCAGGACAACCAUUGUCUUGUAAUAUUUCCGAAGAGAAAGAAGCUCUAGAUGAAUUAGGUUUACUGAAACGGAGAAGAAGACAGGUAGAAAUUUUCAAGAGCAUUACAGAAAGCAAUAAAAAAGAAGAUAUCAAAAUAAACGAAAAGGAAAUCACGAUAACAACAAAUAAAACAUUAUAUUUAAAUUGUACUACGGAUGAAGUAACCUGUUUUGAUAUUGUUUGUACCUUUGGCCCAUACACAAGAAAAAAUAAUCCAGCUUCAAUUAGUUUUUACAUGAAUGUUAAUAUCACACACUUAAUAGAUAUGGCGAAACAUAAAGAUGCUGUACUUAUUUCCACAAAUGGUGAAGUUAUAAUAGACUCUCCUGAAAUAUUCAUUCAAAAUGGCAACAGAUCAGAUACAACUAUCCUAUCAAGCAUCCUUAUAAAUGAUGACACUAAAGAAAUUAAAGUGGCUUUAUGGGUUAUCAUUAUUUCUGUUAUAAUUGGAUUAAUACUGUUAAUGAUACUGAUUUUAGUCUUAAUUAAGGCGGGAUUUUUCAAGCGAUCCAAAAAAGAAGAAUUAGAAAAUUUAAAAGCAGCGGCCAAUCAAGAAGCUAAAAUAUUGGAAAUAAUAGAUUACAGUAAUUCUCCAGAUGAUGAAUUGGAUCCAACUCAAGACCAAAACGUCACUUAUGAAGAAAGUGGUCAACCAAUUUUUCAUGGGCAGACAACCUCAUCACAGGAACAACUUGUAGAUAAUUAAGAAAUAUUUGAGUUUAUUGAAUUAUUAGUUUGCUAUAUACUUCUGAAAUCUCAAAACGAAUAUUAGUUCAUUGAUAUAUAGUGACUAAAUUUUUCCAGUAUUUUUUGUCUUGAAAUUUAUUGUUUUUACAAUUGUUAGAAUUGCAAUUAAAAAUUAUUUCAAUGUACAAA
This is a messenger RNA of Diorhabda sublineata, 3425 nucleotides long. Its product is annotated as integrin alpha-PS3-like. Gene Ontology annotation, cellular component: integrin complex; external side of plasma membrane. Lineage: Eukaryota; Metazoa; Arthropoda; Insecta; Coleoptera; Chrysomelidae. Bases 40 to 3255 code for a protein of 1071 amino acids. The transcript is spliced from 21 exons. Gene Ontology annotation, biological process: cell-cell adhesion; integrin-mediated signaling pathway; cell-matrix adhesion. The record is from RefSeq and is a predicted model, not a curated record. Gene Ontology annotation, molecular function: integrin binding.